UAUUGUAGGAAAACGGACUCGUAUUUUGACGUGUACACUCUUGUGAGGACCGGAAGUAGAAUUGGCAUCGAGGAUUUCCUUCGGAUCUAUGCUGUACCGAUGGUCCAUGCAUUUUGGCUAACUUAAAACGUUUGGUUUACAAACGUACCGUAUGUUACGUUAGAGCAACCAGAUUGUAGGUCAACUAAUCUUCGUGAAGUAAAUGCAAUCUGUUGUGGACAAUAAUAAUGUAAUUAAUGUAUCAUAUUAACUUUAUGAUUUCUUUUCACAGUUAGAUGAAAGCGUCCUCUACUGUCGUGCUGUUUGUUAAACGGAAGGCCUUCUUGUUUUAGUAAAAAAAAGUCCUUCCGGAUUAGCCACCAGGUAAUCUGCAUUGUUUGUCAUCAUCAAUCGAGUCCACUAUUUCUGCAAAAUGUCAAUGUCUCACGAAUCCGUGAUCACUUUUCAAAACCAACUCGCUUCGAUUAUGGAUGUUUUGCUUAAAAACGCAGUCUGCGAAAUAACAAAGUUAUUCGAAACCAGUUUAUCUGAAAUUCACUCUAUCAAUGUGACACAACGCGAGAUGGAAGUCUGUGCAUCAAAACUCAAACUGCAGCAAGCAGGUAAAACGCCAGAAACGGAGGAGGAAUACAGUGCAAACAGUGGAAGCAACAAGACGGAGUUUGAGACUUGGGAUGAACACCUUUGCUCUGGUACCAUCGACGUAUUCGGACACUUUGUUUCCAGCGAUAAUGAAAAUGUGACAAAGACGUCAACGGCUGUAACGGAUAAACAGGAUGGUGACAGCCAUUCCGAGGAUCGAGACUUCGAGCAGCGUUGGAACUGCGAUUUGUGGCGAGAUGGAGAAAACUCAAGUUCUGAAGCAAGGAUAACGCAGACCCAGCCCAUCCAGGUCAAACGGGAGAUCCCCGAGACUGAUUCGUGCUGCUCCGCUUGUGGAAAGAUGCCUGUGUCUGUCGGGUCACUGUGCACCGCGUGCACCAGCUUCAGCCACCAGGGGGCGCACGUUGACUCCCAGACAUCAUCGCUUUUACAACCAGGCAUGGAGAGCCUUCGAGCGGCGAUGGAGGAUGUGCAAGCCGCCAUUAAGAGAACACUGCCCGAGCUGGAGGCGGAGCAGCUGGGCUGUUUGGUGGAACACCUUACGGGAAAUGUCGGAGUAGAGAGCAGUGGCGAUCUUCAGUAUGUGCGGCUGAAAGAUAUUCAAGACUGCUUGACGCCGAUCCAGUGCCAGAGAUUUCUUCAGCCCUGCAAGGAAAGAGAUUCCGUUGGUGAACAGGCUCUGCCGAGCUGUUCGUCGUCUCCUCCGCCUUCGGAGUCGCGCGGCGGAUGUAAGAGAGAACCGCCCUCCCCUCCCGUGUGUCCCGCUACCUUACCUGCCAGCCCACCGCAGGUGAACGUGAGCUCGUCGUGGGUCAGCAACUUCCAGGUGCCCUGGGAGAGGAUGCCCCCGACCCUCCGGGAGGCCGUGGCCAAAGGUCACCGGCCCAGAGCGGCCGACCGGAGGCUGAUGGUCCGGCUCACCGUCGACGCCAUGCUCGUGUGUUGCCCCAACCCCAACAGGGCUGCCUGCGCCGAAAUAGCCAAAGCCAUCGUGGCGCGGCACCCCGGUACCUUCGCGGACCUGACGGAGGAAGGGGAGAAGCUGGGCAGCGGGUACCACUCCCUCCUCACCCAGCUGAAGACCCGGGUGGAGCACGUGAACAGGAACAACCUCGUGCACCGGAUCCGCCGGCCCAGGAGAACCGGCGCCGGCCAGGACGGCGAGAGCGGCAGCAGGCCGGCCAGGUGCCUGCGCUCCAGAGUCGACGGGUACGGGUGCGUCAACUGGCAGCCCAAGGAGCUCCCGGAAGGGGAGACGGCGGACUCUCUCGAAGCCAAGAGGCGGACCAUGGCGGCCAUUUUCCACAGCUUGGGCCCCGACGGCGCGUCGGUGGCGGAGGUGGACGAGCACAUGAGGCUGACGUACGUCUGCCAGCGGCGCACGAUCAACGGGUGCCCUCCUCCGACCGUCGGCGAGGUCCGGGAGCGGUGGCCGUUCCUCUUCACCCGGAGGUGGCUCUGCUGGCACUUCCACACCCUCACCGGCGUCGACGUGGACAGCCGUCUGAGCGAGGCCCUCCGGACCAAGGGGAGGAGGAUCGUGAGCUUCUUUCAGAGCCAGAAGGCCAAGUGGAGCCGGGACGUCCAGCGUCUGCUCGGCGAGAUGCAGGGGGACUUCAGGGGGACCGACGAGAACCUCACCACCAUUGCUGCCAUUCUUUUGGUGAUGAAACGCUUCAAGGAGAAAGAGGACUCUCUCUUCCUCUCAGCAGAUGCGACUGCAACAAAGGAGGACAUAGAGGAGCAGCUGACUUUGCCAGUCAGCCCAAGACUCAUCAUGCUUGGGAGUAGCCUGCUCACUGCGACCCGGUGGAUGGUUAGCAUGGAGGGCAAAGUGGCCUACGUGCUGGACGGCCAAUCAGAUUUUGCAGCUGCCCUGACCGUCCUCUUCAGCUGCUUUUACGUCUUUAACAUAGAGUACCAGGAGUCGGCCUGCGCCACCCUGGAGCUCAUACAGAGGUUCUUCGCCAGGAUAAACCCGGAGUACGGGAUUAAGUGCACGGCCAAAGUGGGCGUGAGCCGCAAGUCGGGCACGAUCGUGCAGCGGAAGGCCGCCGCCGUCAACCCGCACGUCACCACCUUCCUCCAGCUCCUCAUGGAGUUCGAGUGGAAGACCUCAAAAUAACACUCAGAUACACACACACACACACACACACACACACACACUCAGACACACACACACACACGUCACCACCUUCCUCCAGCACCUCAUGGAGUCAGAGUGGAAGACCUCGAAAUAACACUCAGACACACACACACACACACACUCAGACACACACACACACACGUCACCACCUUCCUCCAGCACCUCAUGGAGUUCGAGUGGAAGACCUCAAAAUAACACUCAGACACACACACACACACACACACACACACACACUCAGACACACACACACACACGUCACCACCUUCCUCCAGCACCUCAUGGAGUCAGAGUGGAAGACCUCGAAAUAACACUCAGACACACACACACGUCACCACCUUCCUCCAGCACCUCAUGGAGUUCGAGUGGAAGACCUCGAAAUAAAUAACACUCAGACACACACACACGUCACCACCUUCCUCCAGCACCUCAUGGAGUUCGAGUGGAAGACCUCGAAAUAAAUAACACUCAGACACACACACACGUCACCACCUUCCUCCAGCACCUCAUGGAGUUCGAGUGGAAGACCUCGAAAUAAAUAACACUCAGACACACACACACGUCACCACCUUCCUCCAGCACCUCAUGGAGUCAGAGUGGAAGACCUCAAAAUAACACUCAGACACACACACGUCACCACCUUCCUCCAGCACUCAUGGAGUUCGAGUGGAAGACCUCGAAAUAAAUAACACUCAGACACACAACAUGUCACCACCUUCCUCCAGCACCUCAUGGAGUCAGAGUGGAAGACCUCAAAAUAACACUCAGACACACACACACGUCACCACCUUCCUCCAGCACCUCAUGGAGUUCGAGUGGAAGACCUCGAAAUAAAUAACACCCAGACACACACACACGUCACCACCUUCCUCCAGCACCUCAUGGAGUUCGAGUGGAAGACCUCAAAAUAACACUCAGACACACACACACGUCACCACCUUCCUCCAGAACCUCAUGGAGUUCGAGUGGAAGACCUCAAAAUAACACUCAGAUACACACACACAGACACACACACACGGCACCACCUUCCUCCAGCACCUCAUGGAGUUUGAGUGGAAGACCUCAAAAUAACACUCAGACACACACACACACACACACACACUCACACGUCACCACCUUCCUCCAGAACCUCCUGGAGUUCGAGUGGAAGACCUCAAAAUAACACUCAGACACACACACACACACACACACACUCACACGUCACCACCUUCCUCCAGCACCUCAUGGAGUUUGAGUGGAAGACCUCGAAAUAAAUAACACUCAGACACACACACUCACACACACACAGGGCACCACCUUCCUCCAGCACCUCAUGGAGUUUGAGUGGAAGAC
Molecule: messenger RNA, 4078 nt
Organism: Anguilla rostrata (American eel)
Lineage: Eukaryota; Metazoa; Chordata; Actinopteri; Anguilliformes; Anguillidae
Exons: 8
Coding region: 413-2728 (771 amino acids)
Source: RefSeq, a predicted model, not a curated record